AUGGCAGACUUACCUAGAGACCGUUUAGAGACCGGGCCACCAUUCACAUUUGUUGGAUUCGACACCUUUGGACCCUGGCCUAUUGUUUACAGGAAGACACGAGGCAUGCAAAGAAACCAUAACCGCUGGGCCAUUCUAUUCACAUGUAUGGUGUCCAGAGCUGUCCACGUCGAACUCAUUGAGGAGUUAAGCAGUCCUUCCUUCAUCAAUGCUCUUCGCAGAUUUAUGGCCAUUCGUGGACCUGUUAAACAAUUCAGGUCGGACAGAGGCACCAAUUUUGUUGGUGGUGUGAAAGAGCUAGAGUUGGAUGCCCAAUUUAUUGAGAAGGGCCCUGUAGCCAAUUACUUGAAGAAUAACAGAAUUUCUUGGAUCUUCAACCCACCCCAUGCCUCGCACUUCGGAGGAGUUUGGGAACGUAUGAUUGGUUGUUGUAGACGGAUCCUAGAUGCCUUGUUACUACAAAACAAACAUGAUCUAACACACGAAGUCCUAUCAACUUUUAUGCUUGAAGUUUGUGCCAUUCUAAAUGCACGACCUUUAGUGCCAGUAUCAACGGACCCAAAUAAACCAGAGGUAUUAUCACCUUGUCAGCUGCUUACUCAAAAGAAUCCUUUGGAUGAUUUUGACCUACCGAGCUGCGACAAGAAAGAUGCUAUCAAAAACCAGUGGAAGAGAGUACAGUAUCUUGCCGACAACUUUUGGACCCGCUGGCGCUCGGAGUAUCUUCACCUUCUUCAGACCCGACCAAAAUGGGAAUCGCCAGGAAUCCACUUCAAUAAAGGUGACAUUGUGCUUCUGAAAGACAGUGAAUCCCCCAGAAACCAUUGGCCGAUGGGAGUAAUCGAAGAAGCCUUCAAAAGCGAAGAUGAACUCGUUCGCAAGGUCAAAGUGCGGGUAAUGCGAGGGGAUACGUCCACUUCCUAUGUACGUCCGAUCACCCAACUUGUGAAGCUCCUUGAGGUUAAGUGA
Molecule: messenger RNA, 969 nt
Organism: Magallana angulata
Lineage: Eukaryota; Metazoa; Mollusca; Bivalvia; Ostreida; Ostreidae
Exons: 1
Coding region: 1-969 (322 amino acids)
Biological process (GO): DNA integration
Molecular function (GO): nucleic acid binding
Source: RefSeq, a predicted model, not a curated record